Messenger RNA from Impatiens glandulifera, 1961 nucleotides. RefSeq names its product beta-amylase 3, chloroplastic-like. The record is from RefSeq and is a predicted model, not a curated record. Bases 56 to 1696 code for a protein of 546 amino acids. Gene Ontology annotation, biological process: polysaccharide catabolic process. The transcript has 4 exons. Lineage: Eukaryota; Viridiplantae; Streptophyta; Magnoliopsida; Ericales; Balsaminaceae. Gene Ontology annotation, molecular function: beta-amylase activity.
AGACUAACUUCAUUCACCUCUUUCUUAUCUCUCAAAACACCAAGAAGAAUAGAAAAUGGCUCUAACUCUACGCUCUUCAACCUCUUUCAUAAAUUUAAGGGACACGAGAAAUUUCAAAUCUACUGAUGAACUCUCGAACAACACCAUUUGUUUCGCACAAAUCAAAAGAGUCUUCCGGAUCCAAGCAAGGAACUCCGCACAAGAAGCUCCACUCUCAAAUGACAAAAGCUUCAAUCUUGAAGUUAUGAGGGACAUGAGAAGGGAGAAGCUUCAUAAGCUUCCUGAUACCCAUGAAAAAAAUUAUUCAAAGGUCCCUGUAUUUGUCAUGUUGCCUCUGGACACCGUAUCACUUGAAGGAAAACUGAGCAAGCCAAGAGUAAUGAACGCCAGUUUAAUGGCCUUGAAAAGUGCAGGAGUAGAAGGAGUAAUGGUUGAUGCUUGGUGGGGUUUGGUUGAAAAAGAUGGGCCUAUGGAGUACAACUGGGAAGGAUAUGCUGAACUUAUAAAGCUAGUGCAUAAGAAUGGCUUGAAGCUCCAAGUUGUUAUGUCUUUCCAUCAGUGUGGAGGGAAUGUAGGAGACUCUUGCAACAUUUCUUUGCCACCAUGGGUUCUUGAAGAAAUCAGUAAGAAUCUUGACCUCGUCUAUACAGACCGGUCAGGCAGGAGAAACCCCGAGUACAUCUCCUUGGGGUGUGAUUCACUGCCAGUGCUCAGAGGAAGAACACCCAUUCAGGUUUACUCAGACUACAUGAGAAGUUUCCGUGACAGAUUUUGGCAUUACUUGGGCGAAUCUAUUGUGGAAAUUCAAGUGGGAAUGGGCCCUUGUGGAGAACUUAGGUAUCCAUCCUAUCCAGAAGACAAUGGGACUUGGAAGUUUCCAGGAAUUGGAGAAUUCCAAAGCUAUGACAAGUAUAUGAGGAACUCCUUGCAAGCAUCUGCAGUGGCAAUAGGAAAGAAAGAUUGGGGAAAAAGUGGACCACAUGACUCUGGACAGUACAAACAAUUCCCAGAGGAGACUGAUUUUUUCAGGAGAGACGGAACAUGGAAUAAUGAAUACGGACAGUUCUUCUUAUCGUGGUAUUCCCAAAUGCUGAUAGAACAUGGUGAUAGAAUCCUUUCCUCUGCAAAAGCAAUAUUCCAGGAAAGUGGAGUAAAGCUAUCUGGAAAAGUGGCCGGUAUUCACUGGCACUACGGAACAAGGUCCCAUGCAGCUGAACUAACAGCAGGAUACUACAAUACCAGACACCGGGAUGGUUACUUACAGAUUGCACAAAUGAUGGGAAGGCAUGGAAUUGUAUUGAACUUCACAUGCAUGGAGAUGAGAGAUGGAGAACAGCCAGACAAUGCUAACUGCUCUCCAGAAGGACUGGUUCAACAGGUAAAGAUGGCAACAAGAAGUGCAGGAAUUGAACUUGCAGGAGAGAAUGCAUUGGAAAGGUAUGAUGAAGGUUCAUAUUCACAAAUUCUGGCCACAUGUAGAUCCGACUCUGUGAGUGGAUUGACUGCAUUUACAUACCUAAGAAUGAACAAACAGCUAUUUGAAGGAGAUAACUGGAGGAAAUUUGGGGACUUUGCGAAAAGCAUGUCAGAAGGUGGUUUGAUCACAAAACUUCCAGAAAGCGACUCAUGCGGUACAAACUUUUAUGUUGGGUUUAUCAAACAGAAAAGGGGCGAGCUCUUGUUUAGACACGUGUAGGAGAUCAUUUAUAGUUGUAUCCUAUAGUAACCUGUCAGCAGGAGAAGAAAACACAUAGAUAAACAUAAAGAAAGAUGAGGGAAAUUGGUUCUUAUGGUGAAGCUAGACUAUCUAGAAAAAUAAACACAAGGAAAUAAUAAAUUUUCCUUUCAAACAAACUUAUGGAAAUCUGUCUAUUAUUUGUUGAUGAUGUAAUGUACAUUCCUCUAUUAUUCCAGUAAUCUUUCAUCAAUAUAAUGUGCCUUAUUAUCUCCUGCAGUUAUCA